AUGGGCGACAUGAUCGAAAGCUUUGGCAAAAUCGAGAAAUAUGAAAUCGGUCUGUCGGCAAUUGUUCAUGUUGGAAUGAAGGCCAGUGCGACGAGGCUUAUUCAGGCACGCAACGAUUCCACGGAGCAGACGCGCGACACGACCCUGGUGGAGACUACGUGCGUGGAGAAGAAGCUGACGGCCAGGCACCACCUGAGCCCGUACGAGUCGACCCACGCGUUGACCAGGAUCCGGCUCGUUGUCGGCGACCGGGACGAGAAGAGCAUCGUGGGCUACCACCUCAAGUUCAACAUCUACCUGCAUGGAAACUGGACCAGCUGCCCCUACGGAGACCAGUUCCAGUGCAAGGACAACAAUUGCAUCUGGAACAAGCUCGUAUGCGAUGGCGCGACGCACUGUCCGGACAUGUCUGACGAGUACGAGGCCACGCACGCCGUCUGCAGGAACCCGCUCAACUUGGGCUUGCAAAUUCUGUGCUUUUUCGGAGCCGUCGGGGCUAUUGUGAUCACGCUUCUAACUCUGGACGCACUGGGCCGAUACGUGCUUCACAGUAGAGAGGUGCGCUCGAAGCAGACACGCCGUCCCCACGUACGACCACCGUCGCUUCUUGUCGUGGAGGAAGAACAAGCAGUAGCCCCUGUCCAUGGGGCCCACGGUGCCCCCAUCAACCUGCUGGAUCGUGACCUGGCGCUCUUUGAGAAGCUGGCCGGCGGGGAAUCCCACGAAAAGAAGGAGAAAGUCGAAGGUGGCAAAGGGGUUGCACCGAUUGAAAGGGCACCACGUCUCGGCCUAGCACCCGAGACAUUCUCACCAUAGCACUAGCACCA
Dermacentor silvarum is the source of this 827-nucleotide messenger RNA. RefSeq names its product low-density lipoprotein receptor-related protein 10-like. The transcript has 6 exons. The record is from RefSeq and is a predicted model, not a curated record. Gene Ontology annotation, molecular function: protein binding. Lineage: Eukaryota; Metazoa; Arthropoda; Arachnida; Ixodida; Ixodidae. Bases 1 to 816 code for a protein of 271 amino acids.